CCUUUCCUCUUCUCAAGUGAAGUUGAAGGAUGGAGACAAAAGCUUGUAAUUCAACUGUUGGCAUACCCGUUGUUUUGGUCAUCCUCCCUGAACAGGUAGUCAAAGUAGAAGUGACUGUCCUCCUCCAAACUUCUACAAAGCCAAAGAGAACGGUUGUACGAUGGUUAAUUUGAAAAGGAUCUUUGUAGUGAAGUGCAGCAGAAUGGUUCAAUUUUGUUUAAAAAAAAAAAGAACAGCAGUUUGAAGACUUAAUGCCAGCUGCAAUUUGUCUCUGUCAUUUUAUGCCCUACUACGUAAAUGAUGAUGAAUCUCAUUUUGUGCCGAGGAAUCCCAGAGCGGUGAAUAAGGGCCGGUGUGGUUUGUACUGUGCAAAGAGCUGAUUUGAUAUUGAAUUGUUAAAGGGAAUGAGGGGAGAGUGUUUUCAAUCUACACUCAAAUGCCGAGUGAGAAAACUAAACGAAACUCAUUUCAACCCUCUGGCCUCUUUAUGAUUGGCUUUGGAAAAUGAAGCUUGAUCCUGUAAUAGAUGCUCGGGAGCGCAGCGCCCUCAGCCUCACAGCGCCCUCUUCCUCCAACGGCCAACGUGAUGAUUUGAUGAAUCAUACUUUUCAAGGUGCUUGACGAUGUCCAUAUUUUCUGUUUGUGUCUCUGUGUGGUUCAGUCUCAGAACCCAAACAUUAUCAUGUGGUAUCAGUGUUGAAUCAAGAAACGGUCUUAUACAGCCUCUGUCUUUGAAUGUGGCAGAGCGGAGGUGCAUGUAUGUGUAAUAUGGUCUCAACGUUUGGAUCACUUUUGGUUACAUCAUAAGGCAGGGAUAACCAUUCACAUUUUUAUUUCAGCAGAGCCAUAGGUCGGUCUAGUAAAAAAGAAAAAAAGGUUAUUUACAGAUAUCUUUUCCAAAUGUAUUUUUUACUCUCCCGUGAUAUUGAUAACUUAUGCUUAUUUUCUAUAAUCGCAUGUUUUGCCACACUAAUACAGCACUGUUGUAGAUAGAGGACAUGGUGGUUGAUGGCGCCCAGUGUCACCUACAGCUAGAGAGCAAGAAGUCUUGCAACUAAUGUUGUAUGUUUAUAUCGCCUAAAUGUCACUGUUUACAUCGCUCUGGGAUAAUGCCCGAUUCAUGUUAAGUGAUGUCAUGAAUUCUCCAUUGUCUCACUAUGUAACGCAUUAAAGAACUGAAGCCUUCUCACACAGGAGCUGGCUGGGUAGAGCCUGAAAACAAAAGCCCUUCUACCCACCAAUCCAAGGGCGCCAUAUGAGUCUCGGUAGAUUUUUAAAGUGAUAACCGUAUGGGGCACAUAACGCCUGCUUUUCUGGUCAUGCAGUGACGAGAGAGAAUGAGCUUUCUUGACCUUGUGACUGAGCUGUUCGCUGUCAUGUCCUCUUUAAACUGUUCAUGUGGUGCCUGAAAUGCAGAGCUCCAGUAUCCUCGACAAGUUGAUAAAACGGUCUUGAGCAGUAGUCUAGUCAUGAAUUUCUUCAGAGCAGGCUCUCGGAUAGAUCUGACUUACUAAAAGCAUCGCACUCAUGCCCAAAGAGGACUGCAGCGGGUUUGCAACGCUGACAACUUUAAGAUCUUAUUUUUUAACUCUUCACUAUACUGCAUAGCAACUGUGUUAACAAGUCGCUCAGAUCAUCCUUAUCAUGGCCUCUGAAGCCUUGGGCAGUCUACACAUUACAGAAAAUAGACAGAGGUACCAUGGGGCAGAGUUCUGCUGGUGUCUGUGCAUAAUGAAGAUGCAGCAGGGGAUGACGAUGCUUAUCUGAGCCACCAACGAUGUGAUUAUGAGUAAACUGAACACUAAUAACAGGCCAAGGAAUAAUGUUUACUCCAUGUUUACAUUCCAAUGGGUUGUGAGAUGAGUUGUGGGGGGAGGGGGGCAAUGCACUUCACGCGUUCAGCCUGGUGUAUUUUUACAUACCAAGCACCCACAAGGCGGUACAGCGCCUGUGUCACAUGGAGACUUCUACCCACAGAUCAUGUUGUUAAAGGCUCAGUGUGUAAGAUCCAGGUGAAAGGGAUCUAUUGGCAGAAAUUGAUAACAUAAUCCUAGUGAUGUUUUACCCGAGUGUGUUUCAUCUAAAUUGUACAAAUUGUUUUCUUUACCCUAGAAUGGGCCCUUUUUAUUUAAAUACUUCAUAUUUACAUCGGGAGCGGGUCCUCUCUACGGAGGACGCCAUGUUUUUUACAGGACAAACUAAACACCUGUAGAGGUUGAGGUCAGGUGUAUUCAGCUGCAACAUCCAACUUCACCCCCAGAUGUCACUAAAAUCUACACACUGAACCUUUAAUGUCCCUGCCAGGCUUAAUAACAAUAAUAAUUGAACUAAACUGAACUGUGGCUCCAUUGCUUAUAUUUGUCUUGUACAAUUUAUAUUUAAUUCUGAUGACUCCACCCCCCUCCCCCCUGGACAUUUUCUAAUAUUUUAUGAAACCUUUUGCAUCCCAUGCUUAACACUCUUUUUUACUGUCUCUCACGUGUGUGAAUGGUCUGAAGUGCAGCAUCCGUCUGAUCGAUGACAGUCCAAAUAAAGAGGUUCAGUUCUUUUGCAACUUCCACUUGUGCGUUGUCGCUGUUUACUUACUUUCUUCACACGUUUCUAUUCCUCUCCAUCCCUCCAUCUCUCCAUUCCCUCCCCCCAUUGCUUGUAUACAUCCGGGUCGCACCGCGGCGGUUCAUCUGUCAAGCUAACGGGAGCUAGCCGCCUUGUUAGCGCUCAUUAGUUCGUCCGAGAGGAAACAAAAAGCUACUUCGUCCGCAAACUUUGACACCAGCCGCGACCGGAUGUUCACAGAAGACGUCGUUGAUGAAGCUCGACGCGAGGAAGUGUUAAUCUGUAUGUCCACAAUGCAUGGACAACGAUAAUGGCCUCUCAGACCAGGGAUGUGGAUGGGAAACUUUUUGCUAAUAAGUCAUCCUUUGGCAACUCUCUGGAGCGGUGCAACAGUUGCCAUUUCACCCCAUAAUCCAUCAUGUCACUACCAAAUGAUUCAGGGAACCGAGGGAAGGAUCGAGAGAGGGGGGCUCGUCCCAAGGUGAGACAGAGCCGGUCAGAGGAAAGACGGGAUACAGGAAGGAAAGGUGGAAAGGCCAAGAAAAAGGGCCUUGCCUGCCAUGAAUCACCUGCUGAGCGACCUGUCAGCGAUGGCUUUGAGUAUGGUGAGCUGUUAAGUGACCUGGAGAGCAGUGACCAAUCUUCCUGUUCCCUGAGGGAGAGCUGGAGAUUGCCGGGAUUGGACGUCACCGCCUCUCCACUAGGACAAGAAUGUAUAGCAGCUAGGCCGGGACUGGAAACCAUCGGCUCUGCCAGUGAGUCGUCUGCGUCAAGUGAAGGUGACAGCAGAGGCUCGAGCAGCAGUCGCACUCUCCGGCAAAAAAUCCAAGAUGCAAUGGGGCAGUGUUUCCCAAUAAAGACGCACAGUGCAGCAGCACCAGCUCCACAGGCUCUAUCAUCAUCAUCAUCAGCCGCCUGUGCCUCCUCAAGGCGUAAGAUCCAUCUCAGUGAGUUGAUGUUGGAUGACUGCCCUUUUCCUGUAGGGUCUGAGCUGGCUCAGAAGUGGUAUCUCAUUAAGCAGCACACAGCCCCCAUCACCCAGCCCCCCGUGGUGGAUGCUGCAGUCGUGUGCAGUGCCCCACCUGCAGCCAUGGCUGCUGUGGUGGAGGACGUAGACGAUAGGUUGAGAGAGCGCAGGCGAAUUAGCAUUGAGCAAGGUGUUGAGCCACCCCCCAAUGCAGAGAUUCACACAUUUGAGGUGACGGCCCAAAUUAACCCUCUCUACAAGCAUGGCCCUAAGCUGGCUCACGGUAUGAAUGAGUUAGCAGGGGCUGACAGAGCCUCCGCUCAGCAGCAACAGCAGCUUCUUCUCCAAAGACAGCAGCAGCACCAGCUCCUGCUUCAGAGCUGUCUGGACACUCUGGACGAGGUGGUGGCCUCGGCCUCAGCAUCGGCCUCUGUCCCCACCAGUGAGACCAUCCCUGACCCUGUGGUUGAACCAGAGGUUGCAGCGACCAACAUGCCCUCCAAAGCCGUCCUUCCUCAGACUGAACCACAAACAUCGGAAGAUGGCUACCGCAUUCACACUCAGAUUGAUUACAUUCACUGUUUAGUUCCAGACCUGCUGCAAAUUACCAACCUCCCAUGUUACUGGGGGGUGAUGGACCGCUAUGAGGCAGAGACACUGCUGGAGGGAAAGCCCGAGGGCACUUUCCUCCUGCGGGACUCUGCCCAGGAGGAUUACCUCUUCUCUGUCAGCUUCCGCCGCUACGGCCGCUCGCUCCACGCACGCAUCGAACAGUGGAACCACAAUUUCAGUUUCGACGUGCACGACCCCAGUGUCUUCCACGCUUCCACAGUUACAGGAUUGCUGGAGCACUACAAGGACCCCAACUCGUGCAUGUUCUUCGAGCCCCUGCUUUCCAACCCCAUCCACCGCACACAGCCCUUCAGCCUGCAGCACAUCUGCCGAGCGGCCAUAAGCAGCUGUAACACCUACGAUGGCAUUAACAUGCUUCCCAUUCCAAAUACUUUGAAAAAGCACCUGAAAGAAUACCACUAUAAGCAGAGAGUACGUGUACGGCGAAUGGACACCUGGUGGGAAUGAAGGACAACAGAAGAGACAAAUACAUUUUUAACACAGGUCUCUCUUUAUUGAACUGAAUAGUGUUCUUGGCUCUAUGGCUGUUUUAACCUACACUGCACUGUUCAUAUUUAUUUUAUCCCUGCUGUACAUGUCUUAACAAUUGUGUGAACUACACUGAUGAGGAGUAAUCUGACUGAUCUUUCACGCUCCAUGUUCUUAAUGCUCAGAUUAAACCGUUGUAUUUAGAUCCGCGGUGCUCAGAGAACUACCCUCUCAUCAUCUGUGUUCUCAAGUGCGACUAAAUCAGCUUUAUUAUCAGACGGCGGGGGAAUGUGUCUUAGUGGAAACGGAGAUGAUUAAAAUAAUAGAGUUGUUCAUCAGUCACAUGCUGGGAAGACGGAUCACACACAGACAAGGUUUCCUAUUUGUUACUGAGGUGAGGAAGUGUAAAUCAUUAACCACAGCGAUCCUAGGAAUUUCUAUAAUUGGUUAGAUGUAGAUCCAUGUCCUAUCUGCUCUUACAAUGAAAGAGAAGGUUUGAUCCAGAAUAGAUAUUUGUCACACACUGAAGUCAUGAGGACGCUUAUUGUUCAGUGUCAUAGUUUCAUUGCAGGGAAAACUUCAAAGUGAUAUUGCACAACCAGUAGUAAAUGAAUGCCAUAUGUUCCGAUUCUACAUCAUUUGGUCGCUUUGUUCUUCCCCUUCAUCUAAAAACCAUCUGUUGUUUCUCCGGAGGUUGAACCGCACACACGCCGAGUGCCGGCGGACUUCAUUAGUUUGGAAUUAAAGGAUCAAAUGUGAAGGUGAA
This is a messenger RNA of Pleuronectes platessa (European plaice), 5390 nucleotides long. RefSeq names its product suppressor of cytokine signaling 9 (gene socs9). Gene Ontology annotation, cellular component: phosphatidylinositol 3-kinase complex. Lineage: Eukaryota; Metazoa; Chordata; Actinopteri; Pleuronectiformes; Pleuronectidae. Gene Ontology annotation, molecular function: 1-phosphatidylinositol-3-kinase regulator activity. The record is from RefSeq and is a predicted model, not a curated record. The coding region runs from base 2975 to 4603 and encodes 542 amino acids. Gene Ontology annotation, biological process: phosphatidylinositol phosphate biosynthetic process; intracellular signal transduction. The transcript is spliced from 2 exons.